AUGGCAAAGUAUCUUUUUGUCCUUUUGGCAGUCUCCGCUGCCGUCGCCCAACAGGUAAGACUUGAAGAACUUUCUGAGACACCUCAACUGCAAUGUUUUCAGAGCGGCAAUAGCUUCGGCGGUCAGCAAGGGAGUUACAGCGGUCAGCAACAAGGAAGUUUUGGAGGAAGUCAGGGAGGAUUCGGAGGACACGUGAGUGAAUUCUGCAAGCGCUGAGGUUGUGUACCCAAAACACUUUUAGACUGGAUCCCCACCGCCAUUCGGAUUCUCUGGAUCCCCACAACAGGGAAACCAGCAGUAUGGAAGCCAACAAGGAUACCAAGGAUCUUACGGAGGAGCUUCUCAGUCUUCGUACGGAAACCAGCAAGGAGGAGUGUUCAGUGGAAGCCAAAGUCAGGGAGGAUUCGGAAACCAGGGAGUGACUAGCUCCUACGGAUUCGGAAGCCAACAGGGAUCGUUCGGAGGACAGGUCCAGCAGCAAGGAUCUAACCGUGGAAAACGUCAGGCUCCAGGAUCCCCACCAACCGGAUCUCCACCAACUGGAUCUCCCCCAACUAGACUCCCACCAUUCGGAGGACCACAGGGAGGACCUGAAGGACGCCCGACCGGAUCCCCACCGACUGGAUCCCCACCGACUGGACUCCCACCACACGAUGGACCACACGGAGGACAGCAGGGAGGACAUGGACCGCAAGGAUCUCCACCAACUGGAAGCCCGCCAACUGGAUCUCCACCGACCGGGCUCCCACCAAGACAGAAGAGACAAGCCCGAGGAUCCCCACCAACAGGAUCGCCGCCAACGGGAUCGCCACCAACUGGAGUUCCACCAUUCGGAGGACGUCACGGAGGACGUCAUGGAGGACCACAUGGAUCCCCACCAACUGGAAGCCCACCAACUGGAUCUCCACCGACCGGACUCCCACCAAGAGAGAAGAGACAAGCCCGACGAUCCCCACCAACGGGAUCGCCGCCAACGGGAUCGCCGCCAACCGGAGUUCCACCAUUCGGAGGACGUCAUGGAGGACCACAUGGAUCCCCACCAACUGGAAGCCCACCAACUGGAUCCCCGCCAACUGGCCGACCACAGAGAGACAAGAGACAAGCCCCAGGAUCCCCACCAACCGGAUCUCCACCGACUGGAUCGCCCCCAACUGGAAUCCCACCAUUCGGAGGACCACAGGGAGGACCUGAAGGCCGCCCGACCGGAUCCCCACCGACUGGAUCCCCACCGACUGGAGCCCCACCAAAGGGAUUCUUCGAACGUCUUUUCAGCUAA
Molecule: messenger RNA, 1276 nt
Organism: Caenorhabditis sp. 36 PRJEB53466
Lineage: Eukaryota; Metazoa; Nematoda; Chromadorea; Rhabditida; Rhabditidae
Source: the annotation of a GenBank genome assembly